Messenger RNA from Zerene cesonia (dogface butterfly), 812 nucleotides. It is a transcript of the gene CPR57, whose product is annotated as larval cuticle protein A3A-like. The transcript is spliced from 3 exons. The record is from RefSeq and is a predicted model, not a curated record. Bases 133 to 687 code for a protein of 184 amino acids. Gene Ontology annotation, cellular component: extracellular matrix. NCBI's taxonomy places the organism in Eukaryota, Metazoa, Arthropoda, Insecta, Lepidoptera, Pieridae.
GCGUGAACUGAAGGAUAGUUAGAAAUUAACCAACGAGGAGCCGUAACUAGUAUAAAACCAGACCAAAUAAUAAAUAUCGCACACUGCAACUGUACGUUUAGUAACGUGAUAUUAGUGAGAAAUUUGUGGAAAAUGUUUUCGUUUAUCGCGUUUUCGUGCCUCGUCGUCGUGGCAACAGCAGCUCCGUAUCACGGCGACGUCGGACUUGCCACCUACGACGCGGUGCCUCGCUACCACUUCAACUACGCCGUCAAUGACCCAGUGACGGGUGACAACAAGCAUCAGUCAGAAACCCGCGACGGAGGCUACGUCAGGGGUUCAUACUCUCUAGCUGAGCCCGACGGUACCGUGAGAGUAGUCGACUACACCGCCGAUCCUGUAUCGGGCUUCAACGCGAUCGUCAGACGGAUCGGCCAAGCGGUUCACCCACAAGUCGCCCGACCAGUCGUCCAACCGGUUGUAACACAGUACGCAACGCCGAUAUCUCACGCGCCUCUUUCACACGCGCCUAUUUCACAUGCGCCUAUUUCACACGCAUCAUCAUUCGCGACCAGCAAUGUGGACUACAAUAAUGACGGCUACGAUCAUUACAAUUGGGCUAGUGGUUUAUCCCACCAUGGACUCGGUUAUAACGGGCAUAUUGACGGUUCGUGGAAUCUAGGAGGCCACGGAUACUACGGACGCUAAACGCAAGACAGCAGGGCAUGUACAAUAUAGUCAAUAAUAAACUAUUGCUUUUCCUUCAGCCUGAAUAUAAGGUACUAUGUGCGGAAACAAUAGUUUAGUUAAGGUAGAUUAUGUAAAUAUGACCC